Oryctolagus cuniculus (rabbit) is the source of this 2624-nucleotide messenger RNA. The record is from RefSeq and is a predicted model, not a curated record. NCBI's taxonomy places the organism in Eukaryota, Metazoa, Chordata, Mammalia, Lagomorpha, Leporidae.
CAGAGCUGCUCUCCCUCCCCCUCCCUCCCUCCCUCCCGUCUUCCCACCCGGACGGGGCCCAGGCCACGGAGCAGUAGCACGCCUGCAACACAGGACCGGCACAUUCUCCUGUAGGUGGCAACCGUGCCACCUGUUUGACCGGUGGGGCUGAGUCAAGAACUGGAAGAGGGAGGAGGCAGACAACUCGCAGAGGAGCUGGGAAGCAGUGCAGAGCAGAGAGCAGAGCUGCGGCUGAAAAAAGGGGCUCCUUUACAUACUCACAGUCUUCCAGAAACCCAUUCACAGUGACAGCGGCUAGUACACACGAGCGCCCUCAAGGAGGGUCAGCCACACAGCCACCCAGCCUGGCGGUCAGCUUGGUCUCUCAGCCAGCCCCAGAAGCACAAGGCCUUCGCCAUGGCCGAGUCCCCUGGCUGCCGCUCCGCCUGGACCCGGUGCCUCCACUGCCUGUAUAGCUGCCACUGGCGGAAGUGCCCCAAAGAGAGGAUGCAAACCAGCAAGUGCGACUGUGUCUGGUUUGGCCUGCUCUUCCUCACCUUCCUCCUGUGCCUGGGCUGGCUGUACAUCGGGCUCAUCCUUCUCAAUGACCUGCACAACUUCAAUGAAUUCCUGUUCCGCCACUGGGGACACUGGAUGGACUGGUCCCUGGCACUCCUGCUGGUCAUCUCUCUACUGGUCACCUACGCGUCCCUGCUACUGCUCUUGGCCCUGGUCCUGCAGCUUUGUGGACAGCCCCUGCACCUGCACCGUGUCCACAAGGUGCUACUGUUCCUCAUUAUGCUGCUUGUGGCCGCUGGCUUCGUGGGACUAGACAUCCAGUGGCGGCAGGAGUGGCACAGCUUACGGCUGUCACUGCAGGCCACAGCCCCAUUCCUUCACAUCGGAGCAGUCGCGGGGAUCACCCUCCUGGCCUGGCCUGUGGCUGAUACCUUCUACCGUAUGGACCGGAAAGGUCCCAAGAUUCUGCUACUGCUCCUAUUUUGCGGAGUUGCCCUGGUCAUCUACCUGGUACCCCUGUGCAUCUCUGCCCCCUGCAUCAUGGAGCCUAGAGACUUACCCCGCAAGCCUGGGCUGGUGGGGCACCGAGGGGCGCCCAUGCUGGCCCCUGAGAACACCCUGAUGUCCCUGCGGAAGACAGCGGAAUGUGGAGCUGCUGUGUUCGAGACGGAUGUGAUGGUCAGCUCCGACGGGGUCCCCUUCCUCAUGCAUGAUGAGCAGCUAAGCAGGACCACAGAUGUAGCUUCCGUGUUCCCGAGCCGAGUCACAGCCCACAGCAGUGACUUCUCCUGGGCUGAACUGCAGAGGCUCAACGCAGGGACCUGGUUCCUAGAGAGGAAACCAUUUUGGGGUGCCAAGCAGCUGUCCGGCCCCGAUCGCAAAGAGGCUGAGAAUCAGAUGGUACCAGCGCUAGAGGAGCUACUGAAGGAAGCCGCAGCCCUCAACCUGUCCAUCAUGUUUGACUUGCGCCGACCCCCACGGAAUCACACAUAUUAUGACACUUUCGUCAAUCAGACCCUGGAGACUGUGCUGAGUGCAAGGGUGCCCCAAGCCAUGGUUCUUUGGCUACCAGAUGAAGAUCGGGCUAACGUCCAACAACGGGCACCCAGAAUGCGCCAGAUAUAUGGACAUCAGGGAGGCAAUAGAACAGAGAGGCCCCAGUUUCUUAACCUCCCUUAUCAAGAUCUGCCACUCUUGGAUAUCAAGGCACUGCACCAGGAUAAUGUCUCAGUGAACCUAUUUGUCGUGAACAAGGCCUGGCUCUUCUCCCUGCUCUGGUGUGCAGGGGUCGACUCAGUCACCACCAACGACUGCCAACUGCUGCAGCAGAUGCAUUACCCUGUCUGGCUUAUUCCCCCUCAAACCUACCUAAUGAUGUGGAACAUCACCAAUUGCGUCUCCAUCCUGCUGUUUUUAUGGAUCUUCCUCCUGCACGGGAUUAGAAACAGACGUGCUACUAACCAGGAUCAACAAUUUUGCAAGGGAGUGACCCUGACCCACCUCUGCCUGCUCAAGCCCAAGGCCUGUCUGCAUUGGUCAACAGCAAGGGAGGGAGAGUGACUGAUGUGCAUCGUCUAGGGGGUACUGGGUGCCAGUUCCCCAGGGUGGGGAACUUUGGCAGCAGGAGACUUCAAACCAUGAGGGCUCUCUGCCAACCUGUCCUCCCUCCUCCCUCCCCCCUCCCCCCAAAGCUGCCACGGAAUCUGUUCCCUUUGGAGUUCUGACUGGAAGUGGUUGCAAAGACAAGUGAGUCAUGAGAAGUUUCUCCUAAAUGGAAACUAGAAUGAGGAAGUAAAAGGGAAAGAGAGUGCCAAGACGAUGUCUCCAAUUUUGUGUGCAAACAUUGUGGCGUAGAAGGUACAGGGUGUGUCGCAGUGGGUCAGCUGCGACCAGUGAUUCACGGAGAUGACAGGAUGGUGACACGGGCUGCCCUCCAUGCAUUGUCUCCCCUGACCUUCAAGGCGUAGCUACUUUCCUGCCUAGAGGCUAGGAGCUAAAGAGCCCAUCAAGCCAUGUAAUUCUGUGCCUACAGGUGGCUUUUUGCUGCACACAGACUUUCUUUAAGACAUGUUGGCUCCUGUAUCUUGCCUGUUAAUCUGUCACUCAAUGAAUUGAAUUCCAAUUUG